AUGAAAAAGGGUUCGGGGGGACCUGUAGCAUUGGAAACUACUUUGGGUUGGGUCUUAAGUGGAAAAUGCGAGUCCUGCGAGGAGCAGAAACAGGACUGUUUGCAAACACAGCAUGUUAUGAAAGUGGAAGUUGAGAAGAAAAAUGAGUUACUAAGAAAUGAGUUAAAGAAAUUUUGGCAGGUUGAAUCUGUAGGGGGUCAAGAAAUUUCUGUAAUUAAUGACUUUGAAAAUCAUGUUUAUCAUGAUGGAUCACGUUAUGUGACAAGGUUACCUUUCAAGCCUGAUCAUGAUCCAUUACCUGAUAAUUAUUUUGUAAGCGAACAAAGACUUAGAUCCACGGCCAAGAAACUGCAUGCUCUAGGAAUUUAUGAUGACUAUGAUAACAUUUUUAAGCAAUACGUCCAGGAAGAUAUAAUAGAAAAAGUAGGUCGCGAUGAAGUCAUCAGAGAAAGUGGUAAUGUCCAUUAUCUCCCACACAGGGCAGUUGUGAGAGUUGCUUUUGGUUUAACAAGCAGCCCUUUUCUUCUAAAUGGAACAAUUCGUCAGCAUUUAAAUAAAUUCUUAGAUAUGUAUUCCGAGAUUGUGAAAAAAUUGGGAUUACCAUGGGAUAAACACACUGAUUGUUUUCUGUUUGAUUUUAACGUAUUUAUCAGAAAAUCUAAGGCAUGUUCUUUCACAAAGAGUAAUGUUUUAAAUUUAUCUGCUUCUAUGUACGAUCCACUUGGAAUUAUUUCUCCUAUUACAGCUGAAAGUGGUAUUAAGGCUAGAUGGAUCGAUCUGUUAGAAAAAAUUGAGUUUUUAAACGUAGACAGCGUACCAAGGUUUUCCUUCGUUGAUUGGACCGAAGCCGUAUCUGCAGAGUUGCAUGGGUUUUGUGAUAGUUCUCUUAGUUUAUACUGUGCUCUUGUCUAUGUGAAGAUUGUUACCAAGGAUGUCACGAGGGCUAUUGCUGGAAGGAUAAAUAUAGAUCGCAUUGUUGGCUGGACAGACUCGCAAGUAGCUCUUUGUUGGAUCAGGGAAAAAGAGAGAACUUGGAAGCCUUGGAUUGAAAAUAGGGUGGUGAAAAUAAGGAAAAUUGUUCCACCUGACAAGUGGUUUCACGUAGCUGGCGUAGAGAAUCCUACUGAUCCGCCAACAAGAUCUAUUGAUGAUUUUGUGAGUAUUUUUAAUGGUAUUUGGUUUAACGGUCAUUCUUUUCUUUUAAACGACAACAUUCAUUAUGAUGUACCAACUGACUUUUCAAAAACUGAAGUGGAAAAGGAGCUAAAAGCUUCGACUGACAUACAAAACGUACUGACUGUUACUGAACAGAAUGCACUUGACUUGAACGAAAUCGUUGAUUUCUUUCGAUAUGGAUCAUUAAACAAAUUAAUUCACGUCGUAGCCUACGUCAUUCGUUUUAAGAACAAUUUGAUAGCAAAGAUACGUAAAAAUGAAGAGUCAAACAACAAUGAAAACCUGAAUGUCGAUGAAGUAACCAAAUCUUUGGACCAUAUUGUUUAUUAUAACGACAUAGCCCACGUCUUAGCGUUAAAAGCACAGGGCUAUAUUAAUAAAAUAAAGCUUGCUAUAAGUUGUUAUAACUAA
Molecule: messenger RNA, 1587 nt
Organism: Hydractinia symbiolongicarpus
Lineage: Eukaryota; Metazoa; Cnidaria; Hydrozoa; Anthoathecata; Hydractiniidae
Exons: 7
Coding region: 1-1587 (528 amino acids)
Source: RefSeq, a predicted model, not a curated record